CUGUUUAUUCUCUAUGUAAUGAUACUAUAAAUAAUUAAAUGGCAGAAUUCAGUUUAGUUCAAAGAAAUAAUAAAAAAUUUGGAAUAUGUGGGUUCUUGUAGUUCUGCAAAAGUCAAUUAAUUGAACUGUUUAAAGAUUAGUACUUUAAUAUAGUGCAAUAAUGACCCAUUAAUUAAUUCUUAACCCUCCCAUAUUAAACAAUAGCAUAAACACUUCAUUCAAUCAACAUUUCCCGUUUCGGAAACAUGUCGGAAACUUGAUGUUAAGGGCACCAUGUAGAGUUGGAAUGUGUUCGUCACCGAUAAUGCUGACAUCGUCUCAGUUGAUUGCAACAGAAAUCUGCCCUGAAUUUAUUGUGAGGGCACUUCUCUACCCUGGUGCCAUUGCAAAAUCUUUUGUCAAGAACAGAACUUUACCAGGCUAUGAUGAAUUACUCAAGCUUUAUAACCUUACGAAUUUGAAGAAAGGUCCUUCUGCAAUUGAUUUUCAUCACCUGGAGAUUCUUGCAGGAAGCUACUUGACUGUGGCAGGAGCUUUGAUGGGUCUUGUAAGACCAGGAAGAAUGAGCCUUUGCGGAACACUUCUUAUUGUAUGGGGAUUUCUACGAGAAGUUAUCUUACGAAAGAAUGCUAAUAUGAAUCCUAUGAAAGGGUUUUAUAUCCACCCAACAAUGUCCAUUGCAGUCCUUUGUGCUUGCUUAUCCAUAAGAAAGGAUGUCCGGAGGCUAAUCCGUAGUUUUCGAGCUCCACGCAUGGAAAAAUCUCUGCGAUCAAAGGCGAAAUCAUCUUGACGUGGGCGUAUAAAAAGGUGUAACAUGUUCAAGUAGCUAACCUCUAAAGAAUCAGAAGAUUUUCUUUGACAGAGAAAUUGAAAUGUGGUACAAUAGGUUAGGUUCAUAACAAGCUUUGAUUUUCAAUACACGGUCAUUCUUUUCAUUGUGUAAGUAAACUAAUUGCUGUCUACAUGCAUUUCUGGUCAUUUCUUUUA
Mercurialis annua (annual mercury) is the source of this 987-nucleotide messenger RNA. RefSeq lists its product as uncharacterized. Bases 260 to 790 code for a protein of 176 amino acids. The transcript has 3 exons. The record is from RefSeq and is a predicted model, not a curated record. Lineage: Eukaryota; Viridiplantae; Streptophyta; Magnoliopsida; Malpighiales; Euphorbiaceae.